AUGUUGGGAAUACCCAAGGCAUGGAUCUGGACAGCCAUUGUUGCUGCGUCUGUGCCGUCCUCUCUUGCAACUCAGACACCGUUGGAUCUUGGAAGUGGUUUCAGCCUUGCGAUCAAUGAAAGUGCCAAUCACCUCGCCAUCUCUCGUGGAGAACACACCAUCUGGGAGACCAUUCCCAAUCAGUCAUUUCUCAGUGCCAGCGCGGGGUCCGACCAAGUCAUCGGCUCCAGUGGUAACUUCAAGAUCAAUGAGGUUGAUCGCAGCAAAUGUUCUGGGCAGCGUAUCAGUCGUAUUGCCCAGAAGACAUGGCCAGGCAGUGCUAGCAACCAAGCAGCUGUGAUCCAAGGGUUGCUCACUGGCUGUGGCAACAGUUCAGCCCCAUUUUCUCUUGCGCUUUGGGUACCUACCGAAUUCCCAGACCGCAUCGCUUUCCAUAUCGACUUGAACCCUGAUUCUGCUUCUAAUGACCCCGAGACCAAGCUAUUCUUGACCUACCGCUCCUCGCCAUCCGAGGAUUUCUACGGUCUGGGUGCCCAGGGAUCGUUCGCCUCAUUGAAAAACCAGUCGGUGCCGAUCUUUUCGCGAGAACAAGGUGUGGGUCGCGGAGAUCAGCCAACUACGCGCCUCGAGAGUGCAGACAGUUUCUUCGCUGGAGGUGAUCAAUUCACCACUUAUAGCGCAGUACCCCAAUACAUCUCAUCUCACUCGAAUGUAUUUCACCUGACGGAGGAAAGCACUGCCUACACGAACUUUGAUUUCCGCAAUCCGAAUGCUGUAACCGUACGAUAUGCUGCUUUGCAGGUCGAUGGCUACUUCAUGCAGGCGAGCAAUAUGCUGAAUGGUAUUACCAUGCUUACGGAAUAUACCGGUCGGAUGCCGGAGCUUCCGACCUGGGUGGAUUCGGGUGCAGUCCUUGGAAUCCAGGGUGGCCAGGCAAAGGUGAAUCGAAUUGUCGAGCAAGGACUUCGACAAGACUGCCCCAUCGCUGCCGUCUGGCUUCAGGAUUGGUCUGGCACUCAUACCCAGAGUGUGUCGUAUAUGGCUCUUAACAUCUCCCGCCUAUGGUGGAAUUGGGAGUAUGAUUCAGAACUCUACCCAACCUGGCCAAAGUUUGUGCAAAACCUGCGCAACAAGCACAAUGUUCGCACAUUGUCCUAUAUCAACCCCUUCCUCGCCAACGUCAGCACCAAGCCCGAUGGUUAUCGCCGCGAUCUCUUCUUGGAGGCCGCAAAGGGAGGCUAUAUGAUUCAGAACGCGACAACGAACGACACUUCGAUUGUUUCUAGUGGCCCGGGUAUCGAGGCAGGAAUUCUUGAUCUUACCAACCCCGCAACUCGCUCAUGGUUCCGAGAUGUCCUGAUUGACCAAGUUUGGAGUGCCAAUGUGUCUGGUUAUAUGGGUGAUUUUGGUGAAUAUACCCCGGUGCUCGCAGACACUCGAUUUGCCAAUCGCAGCAUCGACCCUUUGUUCUACCACAAUGAAUAUCCUCGAGACUGGGCCAAGCUACACCAUUCCCUGACAAAGAGUGUCUCGAGUUUCUCCGACGCUAUCAUUUUCCACCGCUCAUCGUCGCUGGCUGCCAACCGCUACAUGAACCUCUACUGGGCCGGUGACCAGAACACCAACUGGGGUGUCAACGACGGAAUCAAAUCAUCCGUGACUGUCAUGGGUCACAUGGGAUUGUCUGGAUAUGCGCAUGGACACAUGGAGGUCGGUGGUUAUACCACAACGUGGGACAGCAAUGGAAUCGUCAAUCGAUCUGCAGAGUUGUUGGGUCGCUGGGGAGAGUUGGCUGCUGUGUCUAGUGCGGUCUUCCGCUCCCACGAAGGUAAUGUGCCCCAGGUCAAUGCCCAGUUCUAUACCAACUCUUCGACAUACGCAUAUCAUGCCUACAAUUCCCGAAUGUUUGCCAGUCUGGCAGCCUAUCGUCGCAAGAUUCUGAACACGGAGAGCAAGAACCUGGGAUGGCCUUUGCUGAGAAUGCCCGUCAUCUAUCAUCCAGAUGAUGCGAAGGCUAAGGCCAUUAGCUAUGAAAGCUUCUUCAUGGGUGCUGACUUAUACGUUGCACCCGUUCUCGAUCCGGGCCGGAAGAGCGUGGAUGUGUACCUGCCUGGUCAAAAUGAGACAUACACUCACGUCUGGACCGGGCGGAAAUAUCACGGUGGCCAGACUAUCAAGGUAUGGGCCCCUUACGGCAAGCCUGCAGUAUUUGUUGUGGGACAGCCAAAACAUGAUUACCUGAAGGGCUUCCUGGAGUUUGUUCAGAAAGAGAAUGGGACUGUUAUUCGCGUCUGA
Penicillium cataractarum is the source of this 2295-nucleotide messenger RNA. RefSeq lists its product as uncharacterized. The record is from RefSeq and is a predicted model, not a curated record. Gene Ontology annotation, biological process: carbohydrate metabolic process. The transcript is spliced from 2 exons. Gene Ontology annotation, molecular function: hydrolase activity, hydrolyzing O-glycosyl compounds; carbohydrate binding. NCBI's taxonomy places the organism in Eukaryota, Fungi, Ascomycota, Eurotiomycetes, Eurotiales, Aspergillaceae. The coding region runs from base 1 to 2295 and encodes 764 amino acids.